AUGUCGCAAGAUUCCCGCCGUCUGCGAAGCGAAUACCUGAAGAACGGAUGUAAGGAGUGUAAGCGCCGCAAAAUCAAGUGUGACGAGUUUCGCUCGCCCCCGGCCGAAGCCGUCCGCGUCAUCAAUGCCCAAGGUCGAGAUCUGUGCUGGCAAUGUACUCGACUUAAGAAGGAAUGUGAGUACCCGCUCAAGGGCGAGAAAGUGGCGCGUGUACUGUUGAAGGUGCUCAAGGAGGAGCGUGAGCGUGAGCGUGAUGAGAAGCGUCGUCGAGAUGCUCUGCGGCGCUCCCUUCUGAAUCCUGACAUGUACGGUGUCCACAUGUCUGCGCCUCUAGUGGCUGCUCAGGGAACUGUUCAUUCGGAUUCCUCGGUUUCCACGCUUGCCACGGUUCUGUCAAGACAUCGUGGACAUUCCGCACUUCCCGCACAUACUGGUGUGUCUGGCCAGGCAGUAGUUGGCCAUUCUUCUGUUUCAAGCCUCACCAACCAUUCUGGCCCUUCUAAUGGCCCCAUUACUGGCCAUUCAAGUAGCCUAUCAACGGUUCCUACCAAUGGUCCUGGUCACUUUAGUGGUCCAGUUCUCUCUAAUAGCGGUUCCGCGCUUUCGACUGGCUAUUUAGCUCAUUCCACUGGCCAAUCGGUUCACUCCGCCCCUUCCAGCGCUUCGGCUACGACACCAGUCACAUCCGCCCCCUCGGGAGUCUCUCCUCUAGGUGUUUCUCCGGGUUUGGGCGUCUCUCCAGCUAUGUCUCCUGGAAUAUCUGGUCCAUACCUACCCUACACAGAAAACGGCCCAAGUACGGUGGAAUACCUGCCACACCCUCUGUAUGGCCAAUUCCAACAACAGCCUCGCUACAUCAGUGCUCUCCCCUCGUCUGGACAUGUUUCGUCUCUAAACAUUCCGCCUGACCCACAUUUUUACGACCAUGCUGACCUCACUGGCUUAGCUACCGACUUGAACAACUUGGUUUCAGACAUGAUGUAUGAGGCCAACCCUGACUCCAAAGUUCUCAAAUCGGAUACAAACCUCACUCCUUUGACACCUAAAUCCGAAGAAACUUCAUCCUCGGUGGAUUCUUCUAAGGCUCGCAUCUCACAGAAUGAUUGGAUACCGAGAAACGUUGGUCUCGGCUAUUUAGAUGUGCGCCGCCCGGAGGAAAGACAAUUCUUGCAAGAGUUCUACCUGGAGUUUGCCAAUAUCAUUCUACCCUUUAAUGCCUACGACCGGCCCCUGCAAGCCUAUUUUAAUCCUGUCAGAGACAUAUUGCUCAAGUGCGCGUCCAAAGAACCAUUUUUGCUUGCUGCCAUCAUGGCUCAAGGAGCUCGCUCGUCUUUGGCCAAGUCUUCUAACGCAGAUGAGGAGGAGGCUUACUACCAAUAUCUUCUGCGGUGCUUGAAGUUGUUGGGCCCUGCGCUUGGACACGCCAGUAGCAAAAAUGGGUUAGCAUUGACUUCAAACAUAGAAGCGGUGCUCUUGACAGUUUUGUUGCUCACGUCAUCGAACGCAGCGAAUGCUAAGCAAAAUUGGCGCCCCCACCUCAAAGGUGCAAAAGACUUGCUUUUGAAGCACACAACAAACAGGUCAAAUGUUCGAAAUUCCAAAGUGUUGAUCUUUUGCAAGUAUUGGUUCAUGUCGUUUGAGAUAUUGGCGGGCCUUGGACUGACUCGUGGAGGUACAAUCCAUCUGGAGGCAGAACUUGAUUUACUCUUGAACUUGCAAGAUCAGUUCGAACUACAGACUUUAAUUGACCUCGGUAUUGUGCUUCCAAACGGCUUUAAUCUUAUUGUGGGUUUUCAUUGUGAGCUCAUUCAUCCAUUACGUGAUUUGGUUAAGUUAUUGAAUAAGGUCAGACAGAACAAAUUCUACGUUCGCCUGGAGACCUCAGAGUAUGUUCGACUUUUGGCAGAGUUCCAUCGUCAGCUCAAUGUCACUUUCAUAAACAAGAAGGCUAUUUUCGAUAUUAACGAAUUGCCCGAGAAAGUCAUUCCUGAUGGACACCUACUAGAAGCUGUCACUGUUGAUUCUAAGCCCUUUGUCAUUAGUUGGAUGGAUACCUCUCAGCAGCUCUAUUGUCUCGCUGCAACGUUGACUCUAUUAACAGAAUUUCUCCAGUUACCAUACAGCUCACCACAAGUGCAAGAGCUCACUUAUCGAAUGACGAUGCUUCUUUCAUGCAUUAUUCCUCGAGUCAAUUCACCACUGUUCAUCAAGUAUUCGACGUUGAUGAUUCAGUGGCCCCUGUUGGUAGCAGGGCUUAAUUGCGUACGUGACUCUGACCAAUAUUUGGUAACGGAGUUUUUCAAUUCAACAACCAAAUUGGGAGCUGGAAGUGCCGGCCACUCUAUGAACCAACUUAGAAGGGUUUGGCGUAAGCACCACAGUGGUAGCAUGGAUGAUUCAGGAGACGAGUCGCCCGUGGAUGUUGUGAAUUACUAG
Messenger RNA from Sungouiella intermedia, 2436 nucleotides. Lineage: Eukaryota; Fungi; Ascomycota; Pichiomycetes; Serinales; Metschnikowiaceae. The record is from the annotation of a GenBank genome assembly.